CUGAAGCCAUUUUUGACAAUUCUGAAUCCUCUCAGCCUCUGUGCCAUAGUGCUUCCCCUCCUCCCCUGGGAACCAAAGACCUAACAGCUACACUCGCACGUACUCAGUUCCUGAACAAUUACCCAUAUACGUAUGCUUUGGUUCGGUCCCCUGGGAAACGGGGUCAAAAUGACCUCUUACCUCAUCUGAUCUGGCAACAGCUCUCCAGUCAAUUAUUGGUAAUAGCCCUUUCAAAUAAGCCAAUCAGAAUGGUCAAAGAACAACCCCCCCUUGCUUCUGUGGCCCCUUUAAAAGUAGACUGUACCCGCUAUUCGAGGUCCCUCGGCUUCCCGAAUGCUGAGGGACCCUGUCAUGACAGAAUUAAUAAAAUCCUCAUGCUUUUGCAUCGGCUGUAGUGUAUGAGAUGGUCUCUGGGGGCGACUCCUCCUCGGUGUUUGGACGCUAGAGUCCAACACAUCUAGCUCCUGUAGCGUCCCCAACCCUAAGUCCCGCCCUCCACGGGCAAAGGCUGACCCCUAUUUUUAUUUCUGGCAGCGAUGACCAUGUGGUGUUGCCAAUAACAAUUUUGCAUUUCCUUCAGCGCCUAGAUAAAGCGCGUAAGCUACUGCCGGCUAGACCAAUAGGACCACUGAUAGCUGUAAGCGACAGCCAAAAUAACCAACCAGCAUGAAGUGCUGUAAGGCGGGACUUUGAGUACGGAAGCUGUCGUAGGACGUGCGGAAAGGAAAGAGCGAAGGGCCAUGCGAAGGGGCAAAGUAGGCAGGAUGGUACCAGGCUAUGGCCCCCAGUAUCCUGUAGACCUGGCGGCCCCUCAGUGCUUACGUCCCCUAUUUGGGGUUCUGAGUGGCUACAGGAGAGCCUUACAAAAGAGCAGCGAGGGCAAGACCAUGGCAUCUAGGGCCUCUGAACUUCCUCCUGGACGCAGCGUGACGGCGGGCAUCAUCAUUGUUGGAGAUGAGAUCCUUAAGGUGUGUCUAGAACUGAAGAGGGGAAGGCACGAUAUUCUCUUGCUGUGGGCUUUCCUUCCGGGGGAAAGAUGGGUAGCAACUUCCCUACAACUUAUGGUGGUGGGAGGAGCAGAAGUAGAGGAAGCACGGGUUUGCCGAGUCUCUGUUGUACCUGAUGAGGUAGCCACCAUUGCAGCCGAGGUCACCUCAUUCUCCAGCCGCUUCACUCACGUCCUCACCGCGGGGGGCAUCGGCCCCACUCAUGACGAUGUAACAUUUGAGGCGGUGGCACAGGCCUUUGGGGAGGAGCUCAGACCACACCCUGAACUUCAAGCAGCCAUCAAAAUCCUAGGAGGGGAGGGUUGGGAGAAGCUGUCGAUGGUGCCCUCCUCUGCCCGCCUGCAUUAUGGCACAGAUCCUCGCACUGGCCAGCCCUUCAGGUUCCUGCUGGUCUCUGUCCGAAAUGUCUACCUCUUCCCAGGAAUUCCGGAGCUGCUGCGGCGAGCGUUGGAGGGACUGAAAGGACUGUUCCAAAACACAGCUGUGCAGUUCCACGUGAAGGAGUUGUAUGUGGCUGCUUCCGAGGGCUCCAUCGCCCCCAUCCUCACUGAGGCCCAGGCCCACUUUGGGCUUAAGCUUAGCCUGGGCUCCUACCCUGAUUGGGGCAGCAACUACUAUCAGGUGAAGCUGAUUCUAGACUCUGAAGAGAAAGAACCCUUGGAGGAAUGUCUGGCCUAUCUCACUGCACAUCUGCCUCAGGGAUCAUUGGUCCCCUACCUGCCCAAUGCUGUUGAGCAGGCUGGCGAGGCCGUAUACAAACUCGCUCAGUCAGGAUCGUGUCUGGGGAGAAAAGUAGCUAGCGCCCUACAGACCAUUGAGACUGCCCUCGAUCAGUACGACCUCUCCAAGCUCUGUGUGGGCUUCAACGGAGGCAAGGACUGCACCGCCCUCCUCCACCUCUUCCAUGCAGCUGUGCAGAAGAGAUUUCCUGAUGUUCCAAAGCCCCUCCAGAUCCUGUACAUCCGUAGCAUCUCGACUUUCCCUGAGUUGGAACAGUUUCUACAAGACACCAUCAAGAGGUAUAACCUUCAGGUGUUCGAAGCUGAGGGUAACAUGAAGCAGGCCCUGGCUGAGCUUCAGGAAAAACACCCCCAACUGGAGGCUGUCCUGAUGGGAACCCGACGGACUGACCCCUACUCCUGUAGCCUCAGCCAUUUCAGUCCCACCGACCCUGGCUGGCCUUCAUUCAUGCGCAUCAACCCGCUGCUGGACUGGACCUACAGAGACAUCUGGGAUUUUCUGCGCCAGCUGUUUGUCCCAUACUGUGUCCUGUAUGACCGAGGGUACACAUCACUGGGGAGUCGGGAGAACACAGUGCAGAACCCAGCCCUGAAGUGCCUGAGCCCAGGAGGGCAUCCCAUCUACCGCCCAGCGUACCUACUAGAGAACGAAGAUGAGGAAAGGAAUUCCCGCAUGUGAUCUUACACAAACUGGGACAAGACGCAGGGAAGGGGCUGGCCCGGGGUAUAACCUGUCAUGGCAAUAAAUCGUACCUCCCUGAC
Messenger RNA from Alexandromys fortis (reed vole), 2509 nucleotides. It is a transcript of the gene Flad1, whose product is annotated as flavin adenine dinucleotide synthetase 1. The transcript is spliced from 9 exons. Gene Ontology annotation, biological process: FAD biosynthetic process. The record is from RefSeq and is a predicted model, not a curated record. Bases 741 to 2426 code for a protein of 561 amino acids. NCBI's taxonomy places the organism in Eukaryota, Metazoa, Chordata, Mammalia, Rodentia, Cricetidae. Gene Ontology annotation, molecular function: FMN adenylyltransferase activity.